Messenger RNA from Dimorphilus gyrociliatus, 1272 nucleotides. The record is from the annotation of a GenBank genome assembly. NCBI's taxonomy places the organism in Eukaryota, Metazoa, Annelida, Polychaeta, Dinophilidae.
GGUAUCAGAAACAUGAAGUUGGUAAUAGCUAGUUUGUUGGUAUGUUUGGCCUUGGCCUUGGGAGGUGAGAGGAAGCGUUAUGACGGAUAUCAAUUAAUUAAAUUAACACCUACCACUAAACAACAAUUGGACGUUAUUCGCCAAUUUGAAGAUUCUGACAAAUUCAUCUUCUUGAGCGAUAUCGGCAACAUUAACAGUGACAUUUACGUAAUUGUUCAUCCGGAUGAAGUUUCCGUUUUCGUCUCCUACAUAUCUGCAUACAAAAUUCAAAGAGUUUUGGAAAAUCCCGAUAUUCAACAAGAUUUAGACUCCAUGUGGGAAAGGUUGGACAGUCAGAAGGCGUUUGAUAUCAACGACUACAAUAGACUGGAGGAUAUCGAGGCUCAAAUAGAUGUUUGGAAUAAUGCUUGCGUAUCUGGAUUUGAAUGUUCAAUUGAAAACUUGGGAAAUUCAUACGAAGGCAGACCAAUCAAACUAUUGAAGAUUGAAAAAGCUGGAGAAAACCGCAAAAUUAUGUGGAUGGAUUCCACUAUCCACGCCAGAGAAUGGCUUGCACCAGCAACAGUUUUGAAGAUCGCCAACGCCAUUUUUACCGGUGAGAAUGCCGAUGCUACUAGAUUGUUGAAUACUUAUGAUUGGUACUUUGUAUUUGUUAUGAAUCCCGAUGGAUACGUUUACACUUGGGACGGCGAUAGAUUUUGGAGAAAGUCAAGAAAUCCAAACGCUGGAUCGUCUUGCAUUGGAACAGAUUUGAACAGAAAUUACGACUAUAGAUGGGGCUUCGGAGGAUCAAGCACCAAUCCCUGCUCUACGACCUAUAGAGGCACCAGUGCCGGUUCAGAACCAGAAACCAAAGCCGUUCAAACCAAGGCCCUCGCCAUCGGAUCUAGAGUCCUUUCUUGGGUUUCAGUCCAUACAUCAGGCAACAUGUGGUUAUCAGCCUUCGGUUAUUUAGAGCCCAGCGGAGUUUGCGGAGAGCCAACCGACUACAAUGAUAUUUACUCCGUCGCCGAAGCAACCGCUGAAGCAGUUAUGGACACAUUCGGUACUACUUGGACUUAUGGUUCUGCCUGUACAACCAUUUAUCCCGCAUCAGGAAUUACCGUUGACUAUACAUACGGAGCUGCUGGCAUCAAAUAUUCAUAUACCCCAGAAUUGAGAGGACCAGGUUUCAAUCCAGGACCAAACGCCAUUACUCCAAGUUAUCAAGAAGUAUGGAAUGGAAUCGUGGCUAUGAUAAGAAAGAUAGAAGAAAUCGAGAAUAACAAAUAA